AUGAGGGGGGGGGGGGGGAAAUACAUUGGGACAUGGGCUGCAACAGGCUUCUCGCUGCUCACUCCCUUCCCCUCGCGCCUUCUCGCUGCGCACUCCCUUCCCCUCGUACCUUCUCGCUGCUCACUCCCUUCCCCUCGUACCUUCUCGCUGCUCACUCCCUUCCCCUCGUACCUUCUCGCUGCUCACUCCCUUCCCCUCGUACCUUCUCGCUGCUCACUCCCUUCCCCUCGUACCUUCUCGCUGCUCACUCCCUUCCCCUUGCGCGAAUCUGGAUGCUUGCUUCUGCUCACCGCCACCUCUAUCGCUGCUCAAUCCCGUGCGCACCUACCCGCGCCUAUCUCGCUGCUCACCACCCUUCGCGCCUUGUGCUGUUCCCACACCCCUCUCCCGAGCGCCCGUGCCUUUCUCGCCGCUAAUCCUCGUUCAAACCUCGCGCUCGCGUUACGCACUCCCCUUGUGACUACGCAGUACCGUCCGCACUACGCACUCCUCUCCGCGCUAAGCCCUCAUCUCCUCUCCGCACUAUGCAAUACCGUCCGGGUUCUUUUGGGGACAGUGUUACCCUGUUUCCAAGUGAUAAACCUUUGCCUCUCGCUUGAGGCUGGGGGGCAGCAGGAGCUGCAGGCUGGGGGGCAGCAGGAGCUGCAGGCUGAGGGGCAGCAGGAGCUGGCCGGAGGGCAGCAGGCGUUGGAGGCGGAGAUGGAAGUGGAGCAGGAGGUCAGGGAGCAGCGGGAGCUGCAGGCCGGGGAGCAGCAGAAGCUGCAGGUGGGGGAACAGCAGGAGCUGCAGGUGGGGGAGCAGCAGGAGCUGCAGGUGGGGGAACAGCGGGAGCUGCAGGCCGGGGAGCAGCAGAAGCUGCAGGUGGGGGAACAGCAGGAGCUGCAGGCCGGGGGGCAGCGGGAGCUGCAGGCUGGGGGGCAGCAGGAGCUGCAGGCUGGGGGGCUGCAGGGGCUGGCCGGAGGGCAGCAGGAGCUGGAGGCGGAGAUGGAAGUGGAGCAGGAGGUCGGGGAGCAGCAGGAGCUGCAGGCUGGGGGGCAGCAGGAGCUGCAGGAACGGGACGUGGAGAUGGGGGAGCCACAAGAGGAGCGUACAACAGGGAUUGCCGACGAGUGA
Messenger RNA from Closterium sp. Yama58-4, 1113 nucleotides. The record is from the annotation of a GenBank genome assembly. Lineage: Eukaryota; Viridiplantae; Streptophyta; Zygnematophyceae; Desmidiales; Closteriaceae.